AUGGCAGCCGUUGGACCAUCAUCAAGAUCUUCCAAUGCCUAUGAUGAAAGCCAUCUCACUCUCUAUAUUACCCUAUCACAGAUAUUUUCAAUAUGGGUGGUCCCAUUCCACGUCUCUCCAGUCAAACUCACCACGGUCAUCAACCUCACCACGGAUUCUGGAGUCCAGAAGCCCUCUAUGGUGAACGGCGAUCAUACCCUCUACUACAUCGCCAAGCAAGAAGAUCUGUACCAAGUCUCGGAAUGGAUCAAGUUUGUGGUUCCCCAUGUCGGGCAUCUCUUUGUUCUUGCUUUUCAAUCCUUUGCGACUCUCUUCUGUAUACUUGGUGUUGCCAUCUUCUAUCCUAUCAUGUGGCUGGAGGAGAGACGGGUUAUUCCCUACAAGAUGUUGCGCAAGGGAAACCUUGUGUACAAUAUUGAGAGAAAGAUACCAGAGAUUAAGAAAGAAUGA
Molecule: messenger RNA, 450 nt
Organism: Aspergillus viridinutans
Lineage: Eukaryota; Fungi; Ascomycota; Eurotiomycetes; Eurotiales; Aspergillaceae
Exons: 2
Coding region: 1-450 (149 amino acids)
Source: RefSeq, a predicted model, not a curated record